GGCCCCGCCCCUGGCAGGGCCCUCUUCGCCUCCCGCCAGCCGUGGCUCUGGCUUUGCACCCGGCAGCGACUGAGAACUGUGGCGGCAGCAGCAGCGCAGGCGGGCGAAGCGGAGCUGUCCGGCCCGGUGGCGGGCGAUGCCCCCGUGAGUCUCUGUCGCUGCCCGUCCCCGCCCCGCGUCCCUACCCCUUCGGAGUCCGCGCCCGCCAGGAGCCGGGCCGCGCCUACCGCCGGGUCCGCGGGGCGGGGUCCCGGGGCAGCACCUGCCUCGCCUUGCGGAGCCACUCCGCCAGCAGAGCCCCGCUCCCGGCGUGGACCCCGGCCCCACCUCGGGACCCUGUCAUCAUAUUUCCUCCUCCUGGAAGCCUGCCCUGAUUGCCUUUAUCUCCUUUCCUGAAAAUUGGUAUCUCUGUGGAAGUAAGGCACCGUGCAGAUGCUCUAGGGCUGUGCUGUGGAGAGGGCACGGCCCCCUGUGAUGCGGAACACUACACUCAGACUCAUCAGCUCGAACUGCCUGAAGGCCUGCCGCCCCGAGGACCAUGUUUAACGGGGAGCCUGGUCCAGCCUCAGCUGGGGCCUCUAGGAACGUGGUACGGAGCUCCAGCAUCAGCGGCGAGAUCUGUGGAUCCCAGCAAGCUGGGGGUGGGGCCGGGACCUCCACGGCCAAGAAACGACGCAGCAGCCUGGGUGCCAAGAUGGUGGCUAUCGUCGGCCUGACCCAGUGGAGCAAAAGCACACUGCAGCUCCCCCAGCCUGAAGGGGCCACUAAGAAGCUGCGCAGUAACAUCCGCCGGAGCACGGAGACUGGCAUUGCAGUGGAGAUGCGGAGCCGGGUCACGCGCCAGGGCAGCCGGGAGUCUACCGAUGGGAGUACCAACAGCAACAGCUCCGAGAGCACGUUUAUUUUCCCCACACGGCUUGGAGCUGAAAGCCAGUUCAGUGAUUUUCUGGAUGGCCUGGGACCAGCCCAGAUUGUGGGGCGACAAACAUUGGCCACACCCCCCAUGGGAGAUGUGCACAUUGCCAUCAUGGACCGGAGUGGCCAGCUGGAGGUGGAAGUGAUUGAAGCUCGGGGCCUGACCCCCAAACCAGGCUCCAAAUCCCUCCCAGCCACCUAUAUCAAGGCUUACCUGCUGGAGAACGGGGCAUGUGUAGCCAAGAAAAAAACGAAGGUGGCCAAGAAGACUUGUGAUCCCUUGUACCAGCAGGCUCUGCUCUUUGACGAGGGGCCCCAAGGCAAGGUUCUGCAGGUGAUCGUCUGGGGAGACUAUGGCCGUAUGGACCACAAGUGCUUCAUGGGCAUGGCCCAGAUCAUGCUGGACGAGUUGGACCUAAGUGCCGCUGUCACGGGCUGGUACAAACUCUUCCCCACAUCCUCUGUGGCUGACUCCACACUCGGAUCCCUUACCAGGCGCCUGUCCCAGUCCUCUUUGGAGAGUGCCACCAGCCCCUCCCCCUCAUGCUCCUAAGGACCUCACUGAGGACAAGAGGCCAGGGGCUGGUGGGGGAAAGGAGCCUGCUGGUCACACCGCCCCCCGCCCCUGUACAUAGUUUCCACGUCUUUCUGGACCCCUCACCCUGCUGCAUGCCUGUUGGCCGCUGGGCUUGUCCCAGCUGGCAGUGGAGACUGUAGUGUGUGUCUGUGUGUGUGUGUGUGUGUGACCACAUUUAUAUUUGUCCAUUUGUCUGGGUACAGUCAGUCCUGGUGACCACAUGGACUGCAGUCCACACCUCUGUAUCUUGCUGGAAAGAAUCCAAAGGGACAUCAUGUGGACACAUCUUAUCCCUGGAGUCUCCAGGGGUGGAAGUACGGGAUGUGGCCACUGGUGCCCUUGCUUAGUCCCAGCCUGGUUCUUGUCUUCUGGUCUCCACUUGGUUUCCCGUCCUGUCUUUUGUCUCCUUGCCUCUCCCAGCAUUGCUGCUCUUUUUUGAGGAAUGUAGCAUCCAUUGCAGCUGACCAUACCUGGUGCCCUCUAGGAAUCCAGUCUCUUCUCCCGACCCCGGCCGUGCUGGUCAUCAUCCCAUUGAAUGCACUCCACAAGCAUGUGGCAUGCUCACUCAUUGCCCAGCCCCCAGGAAGACAGGAUAUCUGGGGAGGAUGGGCCUUGAGAAUGUUUCUCCCUGGAGCUGGUACCUUCUUACAGGCCAAGCACAGGAGAGCUGAGUUCCAGGGUGCUGGCCAGACACACUAAAGAACGUGCUGUGGCCUGUCCUCCCCUCUGCUGGAAUGCACUCCAGCAUGCCAAAGGAGCUCCCCCAGUGGGCCCAGGGGGGUUCCUAUCAAAUCAGAUGGCCUUCUCAGGCAUCAAGGAUGGACCUGACCCCUUUUGGACUUAUCCUUGAGGGAGCAUGGCUUGGUAAGAGGUGUCAUGGGUAGGGCUGCUUGCUGAAGUCAGGAGGGCUAAGGCUGAAAAUGGUUUUGAGCCACUGUCAAGAACCCUGUCUGGCCUGGGGAUUAGCUGCAUGAAGCAUUCUUCCAGAGUUCUGCUUUCUUUGCUCAUCUCUAGACACCAGUCCCCAGCUGGGGUUCUGACACCCCAGGGCCCCAGCCUCCUAGCUCCAUGAGCAGCCUGGCUCUGCACUGGAGAGUGCCUCUGUCACCAGCUCUGUACCAGCAAUACUUACCCCUCACCUCCCUGCCUUUCUUGAGUGGCCCUUGCUCCUCUGCACAGUGGCCUGCACUAGGCGCCCCAGCUGCCUCCGCUUUACUCCCCCAUUCCCUUGUCCGGUUGGGGCUCCUCCCAACCACUGAAAACCCUGUUGGAGGGACUAGUGCCUGGACUUGAGCCUGAGAUGGCUGUUAAUACUAAAGGCUAGCUCUGGAACGCCGUGCACGUUCCUCUCCUCUUUAGCUAUAGGGUGGAAUUGGAGGCUGUCUGGGAGAUGGCAAAGCCGCCCGGGUCCAUGUCCAGUAGGAGGGAGGAGGGGUGGGGGGGAGAGGAGGGGAAGGCUCUCUUUCUGCCUCUCUUCUAGCCCAUCUCCAAGUGUGGCCAUGCCUCUAGCCCAAGUACCUAGGCAGGGAGAGCUACCAGGGUAACUGUGAAAAAUCCUUGGCCUGUGUGUGAAUUCUAUUUGUACCGAAGCUGGGGUACAUAAAGCCAUCCCAGCCCAAAAGACCUCCCUGUAGUCAGAGUCCUGCACCCUCCUUGCAAAGAAAGAUAGUGAAGAAGCCCCCACACAAACUGAGGGUGAGGCGGAAGACAGUGAACAGGACUGAGGAUGUCUGUGCAGGCAGGUGAGUGGGGUAGUGGCCAGUGACAUUCUCUUGCCAGCCUUGCUGGCUGGGAUUGUAUGUAUCUCCCAGGUCACUAGACACGAGGCAAAGUGCUCUGGCCUCUGAGCCUUAACGGGUAGCGGGCAAGGAGGAAACUGGCUUGCAAAGGGCUUUUUUCAUCUUGCUUGUGGUGUGUGUACCUGUAAAGCAGUUAUUCUCUGGGUGGUGUGAAAGCCAUCUGGAGUGGAGGAGGCUCAGUAACCCACUGACAGCAUAGACCUUUGCUGAGGUAGCACUGAGUCACCUCCAGAAGUGGGAACUGCCAGCAGAGGGGCUUCCGGCCUUGGAGUUUCUCAUUUAGGCGGCUUAGCAAGGGGAUGAUGAUGUGCUGGGAGCUUAUGCUGACCUGCCUGCCUACAGUCGGUGGCUGUAAACUGCCUAGGAGAUGACUUGGCUGUCCCACCCCUCUCAUGGAAGGUAACCCUCUCCCCUCAGUUGAUCUUGAAUUCACUCUUUUUAACACUAAAGAAGUAACCCCACCUCGAUUCUUGCCCACACAUGUGGGUUGUGUAAGGCUAGUACGUACAUGUGACAGCGGGGCUGGAUUUAAAGGUCUGUUUCUCAGCACCCUGGCUGCAGGGCUCCACUGGGAUGCCAUUUUAGAGAUAGCCCUGUCUCAGAAGAGGAGCGUGACUUGCCUGGGCUAGGAGCGAUCUACCCUUUGAGGAAAGGACAAUGGGUCAAGAAGUAACUGGGUCCUUGUGACUUCCCUUCCCAGCGGGCCACCUCACAUGACCCCUUGCCCCAGGUGGUCACAGGAGUGGAACUCAGUUGUCCCAUCUCCUCUAGGCAGGCCAGAUUCAUCAGCACUGUGGCUGAGACGGGUUAACUGUGCAGCCAGCGCUGCUGGGCUGUGGGCAGUGGUAAAUGACUCAGAGCAUGUGGCUCUGUAUUUCUGCCCUGCUCAGCCUGUCCCACUUUUUAACAGAUUCCUUCCCUACAAGGAAGUCAGAGAUGGGACUCUGUGAUGGGCAACAUUCUCUAGGAAAUGGGCCAAGUCUUGGUUUGACAAGAGGAUAUUUGGUCCUUUGGGGAAGAAUCCAUUCCAAAGGCUCUCAUCCAGUCUCUCCUCCCACCCAGCUCUACUGAGGAUCAUCUAUUCAGCAGGUCCUGGGCCGUGCCAGCAUGCCAUUGGGUAGAGGGAAGACCAAGGAAAGCUCUGGGGAGGCAGGGGUGGUGGUGCCUGGUGGUCCUGCACUGGGGUCAAGCUAACUCUCCCAGGGGCUUGACCCCCACCAAGGAAGCAUGCCAGCUCUUCCUUUACUGCCAGCCUGGGGGAGACCAGCAGCCUCUGUUUUGUUUUGUUUUUUAAAGACAAUUGAGCCCUCCCAGGGCAUUUCUUUGGAAAUGAAAUGUAGCACAAUCCUCAACUGUG
This is a messenger RNA of Onychomys torridus (southern grasshopper mouse), 4648 nucleotides long. RefSeq names its product regulating synaptic membrane exocytosis 3 (gene Rims3). Gene Ontology annotation, biological process: regulation of synaptic plasticity; calcium ion-regulated exocytosis of neurotransmitter; positive regulation of synaptic transmission. Gene Ontology annotation, molecular function: small GTPase binding; transmembrane transporter binding. The record is from RefSeq and is a predicted model, not a curated record. Lineage: Eukaryota; Metazoa; Chordata; Mammalia; Rodentia; Cricetidae. The transcript has 8 exons. Bases 539 to 1468 code for a protein of 309 amino acids. Gene Ontology annotation, cellular component: cytoskeleton of presynaptic active zone; presynaptic membrane.